AUGGAUUUCCCUGCUGGACGUGGUGGUGGUUGCUUCAACUGCGGCGAGGCUGCUCACCAGGCCAAGGACUGCCCCAAGAAGGGAAACCCCACUUGCUACAACUGCGGCGGCCGUGAAUGCCAGGAGCCCGCCAAGGAGAAGUCUUGCUACCGCUGCGGACAGACCGGUCACCUUUCCCGCGAGUGCCCCCAGGGUGGCGAGGGCAACUACGGCGGUGGUAGCCAAGAAUGCUACAAGUGCGGACAGGUCGGCCACAUCGCACGUCACUGCUCCCAGGGUGGUAACUACGGUGCCGGCAACGGCUCCGGAUACGGUGGUGGUUUCGGUGGUGGUUUCGGCGGCCCCGGUGGUCGCCAGCAGACCUGCUACUCUUGCGGUGGUUUCGGCCACAUGGCUCGUGACUGCACCCAGGGACAGAAGUGCUACAACUGCGGCGAGGUCGGCCACGUCUCCCGUGACUGCCCUACCGAGGCCAAGGGUGAGCGUAUGUGCUACAAGUGCAAGCAGCCCGGUCACGUCCAGUCUGCCUGCCCCAACUAA
Molecule: messenger RNA, 540 nt
Organism: Penicillium salamii
Lineage: Eukaryota; Fungi; Ascomycota; Eurotiomycetes; Eurotiales; Aspergillaceae
Source: the annotation of a GenBank genome assembly